AUGGUCCGAACUGCCCAAACACAUCGUUCCAAACCUCGCAAAUCGAAACCCAUGAACAAUCUCGUUCCAGUCACAGGGCAACGUAAAGUCAUCCUGGGUGAACUGACCUCACCAGUCGAGAAAGGCGAUAUCAUCUUUUCCACCACUCCGAUAUUUCCGACACUCAAUUCGGGAUUACUAUCAAGUCACUGUUCAGGAUGUCUGAAGACUGCACGACAGAUAAGUGAGGAUUCGAAUAUCAACAUUGACAAGGUGGAAGAGAGGAUGUUGAAAUGUUCAAGAUGCCAAGUCCACGUAUUCUGUAGUGUGAAAUGCUAUGCCAGUACUUGGUGUUCACUCAAUGAUGAAUACCGAGGACUAGCCAAUAAUCCCGGAUGGAUCCCUGAUACAUUGGCGAGGCUGGUGGCGAAAGUUUUGACCGCACGACGAUUUGGAAGAGAGCUAUACGAUCCACUCCCAAACUAUCCUGACACGGACUUCACACACAUCAAUGAAGAGACACUAAAGAUCCACGACAGUGUCAUCCAGCUCCUUGCUCAACCGAAAUGUGAAGGGGAAACCUUAAUCUAUACUGUCCAAUUGUGCCAAUAUCAUAUCGACGAAGAAGAUGGGUUCGAGGCCUUGGUUGGAAGAAUCUUCUCAUGCCUUUUCACAUUAUACGACUCAUCAGCAAAUCCCGUCGGUAUUGGUCUCUCGCCCCACUUAUCGAGCGUACGUCGAUCCUGCAAACCUAAUUGUCAGAUUGUCUUCCAUACUGGACCGAAUGUAAAAAAUGGUAUGAGCCUGGUGGCGAACAAGACGAUAUACCCUGGUGAAGAGAUCACUAUAUCAUACGUUGACUUGGCCCUGCCAAUACAUCUUCGUCAAGCGGCACUUGCAAAAUCCGGAUUCGACCAUUCUCAAUUAUGUCCACAUUGCUCCAUGACUGUCGUAGAUUGUCGUUGGGCUGCAAAGCAUCAGAAUUGUACUAUGAAUGGGAUCAUACCCUUAGCUCCCUCGCCGGGAACCUUCAAAGCUGAAAGGAGUAUCACGGGAUCUGUGGAAGAAAGGGAAUGUGAUAGGUGUUCCGAGAAUAUUCGUAUUGAUAAGUUAAAACAACGGUAUGAGGAGCAUAUGAGUGUCGUAGAUGAGAUUUGGGAGAGUGAACAGAAGGGAGUGUUACUGCCAAAUGAUGAAGAAGCCAUAAACGAUGAAAUCCGAAUCUUAUCCACGAUGAUACCUGAAUUCCUUCAAACCUUCCCAGAUCUCAUUUACCCAGUACCAUAUCUACGAAUACGAUACGCUCGGCUUCUCUCUAUUUUACCUCGGACCUUAUCCAGUACAAAGGAAAUUAUCGAAAAUUACACUCAAGCAUAUUCAUCAUUCCUCUCUGUCAACGAUAAUCUAUCUACGCCUCUAACUUGUUCCCUGGCUUUCGAAUUGGUAAAUUCGCAUUUAGAUAUCUUAAGAAUAUCUAAGCAAUUGAUCGAAGAAAGAUCGAAAAAAAGGAUUACUUAUAAAUAUUUGGGUAAAUCGGAUUAUUUGAAAACUUCAGAAGAAGAGAAUGUGGAUGAUGGCGAGAUUGAAUCGUAUUUGAAAGAAGGUCAAGAUUGGAUUGAAUCCUGUAAAGAUCAUUUAAAUGAUUUAGCUUAUACCCAACGCAACCACGGUCAUGGGUUGGAAACUAAGUUUAGGGAAUUGGAAUUGGAAAGAUGGCAAAGGCAAUAUGAGGAAUUAGAUAUUUGGUUCAAUUAUAUAUAUUAA
Kwoniella botswanensis is the source of this 1743-nucleotide messenger RNA. RefSeq lists its product as uncharacterized. The record is from RefSeq and is a predicted model, not a curated record. Gene Ontology annotation, cellular component: nucleus. Gene Ontology annotation, molecular function: protein binding. The coding region runs from base 1 to 1743 and encodes 580 amino acids. NCBI's taxonomy places the organism in Eukaryota, Fungi, Basidiomycota, Tremellomycetes, Tremellales, Cryptococcaceae. The transcript has 7 exons.